Molecule: messenger RNA, 849 nt
Organism: Xenopus laevis (African clawed frog)
Lineage: Eukaryota; Metazoa; Chordata; Amphibia; Anura; Pipidae
Product: G protein-coupled receptor kinase 5-like
Exons: 3
Coding region: 8-310 (100 amino acids)
Source: RefSeq, a predicted model, not a curated record
CCUCGUGAUGGAGUUUGUCAGUGGGGGCUGCCUGUGGGAUCAGCUGGUAAAGAACGACCACCUAGAGAUGAGCAGAGUUUUGUUUUAUUCAGCAGAGAUGGCAUGUGGCCUGGAGUUCCUGCAUAGUAGAAACAUCACUCAUCGAGAUCUGAAACUAGAAAAUAUUUUGCUGGACCAACAAGGCCACAUCAAAAUAUCAGAUUUUGGCCUAGCAGUAGAAACAUCAUUUGGAGAAAAAAUCACCGGUGAGACAGGAACCCUAGGCUACAUGGCACCAGAGGUGAGGAAUGCAGUUCUAGUGUACUUUUAGCAUAGAUCCUGCAACAGAACCAAUGCCUGGGGAAUACCCUCAAAAUAUUGUGAUUAUGAUGUAUAUUUCAAUCAGAAGCGGUUAUUCACAAUUAUUGGGAUACCUAGUAAAGCUAAUGUGUAGUGAAUGGCACAACUGCAAUUAAUACAUUGCACUUGAAAUGGCUGCAAACUUGGCCUUUGAUCUGAACAUUUAAUCUGACCAUUUACUUUAAUAGGUGACAUUAAAUGAGAUGUAAAAUUAAACUUUUGUUAAAAGACAAAAUCUAAGCUAAUUUUUAAUACAUGUAAAUUGAAAAUUCACAGCUGUUUCUACUGAUUUAGUAUUGUUAAUGUUUUCAGAUUUGCAUAGCCUUUAUAGAAAGCCACAUAAUCACAAGACUAAAAUUAUUAAAAUGUCAAAAAGUCCAUAUAGAUAGUGACAAAUGGGGAGUUAUUAUACUAUAAACAUCAAUGAAAAAUCAUUUCAUUUUGACUAUGGCUAGAAUGUUGCACCAAUUCAGCGUAUCUGUUUUGUGAGACACAAAGUGCAACAUGUAA